Molecule: messenger RNA, 7906 nt
Organism: Camelus dromedarius (Arabian camel)
Lineage: Eukaryota; Metazoa; Chordata; Mammalia; Artiodactyla; Camelidae
Gene: ZNF875
Product: zinc finger protein 875
Exons: 5
Coding region: 168-2081 (637 amino acids)
Biological process (GO): regulation of transcription by RNA polymerase II
Molecular function (GO): RNA polymerase II cis-regulatory region sequence-specific DNA binding; DNA-binding transcription factor activity
Source: RefSeq, a predicted model, not a curated record
CAGCCCGUUAGACUGGAUGGCGGUGGGGUAGAUCUUAUUCUGGUCUUUUCCACACCUCUUCUUUUGGUUCCCGAGCUUCGGCCUCAGGAUCCGCACCGUGUAUCCCGCGUUCCAUCUGCCUUCUGAGACUGCCCUUCUUCAGGGAGAGCACUCAGGAGACCAGGAAAAUGGCCUCGAGGCUCCUGAAAGCCAAGAAAGAGGCAUUCGUGGCGUUCGGGGAUGUGGCUGUGGACUUCACCCAGGAGGAGUGGAGGUUGUUGAGCCCUGCUCAGAGGACCCUGCACAGGGAGGUGAUGAUGGAGACUUACAGCCACUUGAUCUCACUGGAAAUUCCAUUUUCCAAACCAAAACUCAUUUCUCAGCUGGAGCGAGGGGAAGAGCCCUGGAAAGAGGAGAGACAAAGUCUCCUGAGACUCUGCCCAGCAGGAUCAAAGCUGGAAACUCAGCCUUGUUUCCCCUGUCCUCCGGCAUUCUCUAGUCAGCAAGCCCUCAGCCAACAUGUGUGGCUCAGUCAUCUCCCUCAGCUGUUCUCAAGUUUACGUGCAGGAAAUCAUCUCCACCCAGGGAAACCCUAUUCAGAAGAUCAGGAACAGCAGCAGGAGCAGCUCUUUGAUCAAACCUGCUUGAGCAACAAAGCAGACCUUCAAGAGAGAGAAGAAGAUUUCAAGCCCGUGUGUGGGAGAGAAAGCAGAAGCCGGACUUUGGAGGUGUUCUCCAGCGCCCCGGAAGAACAGCCAGUAAGGGCCAAGGAAGACAACUUAGUGGUGGAUGUAGGGCCCAGCCCAGAGGAAAUACUGUGUGGUUUAGAAGUCUCAGGAUUUGGAGCAAUCAGAUAUGGAGAGCUUGGGCUAGGCUUUAUCAAGGAGUCAAACCAGCUCAGCCUCCAGAAGACACACACGGGGGAGACACCUUACAUGUACACGGAGUGGAGACAAGGCUUUAGCAGUAUGUCAGUCCUCAUCAAAAACCAGAGGACACACUCUGCAGAAAAGCCUUAUGUGUGCAGGGAAUGUGGGCGAGGCUUUACCUGGAAAUCAAACCUCGUCACCCACCAGAGGACACACUCAGGGGAGAAACCUUAUGUGUGCAAGGAAUGUGGACGAGGCUUUACCUGGAAGUCAAACCUCUUCACACAUCAGCGGACACACUCAGGGGUCAGGCCUUACAUGUGCAAGGAAUGUGGGCAGAGCUUUAGCCUGAAGUCGAACCUCAUCACACACCAGAGGGCACACUCUGGGGAGAAGCCUUAUGUUUGCAGGGAAUGUGGGCGAGCCUUUCGCCAGCAUUCACACCUCAUCAGACAUAAGAGGAUACAUUCAGGAGAGAAGCCUUAUGUUUGCAGGGAAUGUGAGCAAGGCUUUAGCCAGAAGUCACACCUCAUUAGACACUUAAGGACACACACAGGAGAGAAGCCUUAUGUGUGCACAGAAUGUGGGCGUCACUUUAGCUGGAAAUCAAACCUCAAGACACACCAGCGAACACACUCAGGGGUUAAACCUUAUGUGUGCCUGGAGUGUGGGCAGUGCUUUAGCCUGAAGUCAAACCUCAACAAACACCAGAGGUCACACACUGGGGAGAAGCCAUUUGUAUGCAGGGAGUGUGGGAGAGCAUUCACCCGGAAAUCAACCCUCAUCACACACCAGAGGACGCACUCCGGGGAGAAGCCAUUUGUAUGCAGGGAGUGUGGCCGAGGCUUUAACGAUAAGUCAACCCUCAUCUCACACCAGAGGACACACUCAGGGGAAAAGCCUUUCAUGUGCAGGGAGUGUGGCAGAAGGUUUAGCCAGAAGCCAAACCUGUUUCGGCACAAGAGGGCACACUCAGGUGAUACACCCUUUGUGUGCAGGGAGUGUGGGCAAGGCUUUUGUGAUAAGUUAACUCUCAUUACACACCAGAGGGCACACUCAGGGGGGAAGCCCCAUGUGUGCAGGGAGUGUGGACAGGGCUUUAGCCGGCAGUCACACCUAAUUAGACACCAGAGGAUACAUUCAGGAGAGAAGCCUUAUGUUUGUAGGAAGUGUGGGCGAGGAUUUAGUCGGAAAUCAAACCUCAUCAGGCAUCAGAGGACACACUCAGGAUAGAAACCUUGAGUGUACAAGGAGUGUAGUGAAACCUUUAGCCAAUAGUCACCCUUCAUGAGACACCAGAGGUCACACCCAAGGCUGUGGCUUUAGUAAGAAAUCUGCCAUUGCCGGACACUAAAGCAGGGACAUCUUAUGUGUGAUGGGAGUGCUCAUGAGACUGUUAACUGUAAGGGUCAACGUCUCUAGUCCACCUGAGGAAUUGCUGGCCCAUUUUCAGGAGCUCUGGCUUUCCCUAGUGGGGAUGGAGGUUGUGGACAGUCUCUCAGGUAACUUGAUGGGGCAGAAUACUUCUUAAGUAGGUUGAAAUGAGAGAAUGGACACUAUUCCAGUGUCACUUCCCAAGUAUACUUGAGCUAUCCUUCCACAGUAACCUGGAUGUUAAGGAAACAACAGUUCUAGAGCUCAUCUCUUAAUGUCUGCCUGGCCUUCUGCGAACAAGAGGCUUGACAGACACCAUGGCUGAUUUAAUCUUAGUUCCCCAGAGCAUGACCCAGCAGAGUCAGCUUCAGGGAGAGCUUGGGAAAUGGUGAACUCAUGGGGACAGAGAUAGUGCGUGGGUAGAAGAUUUUAUUAGACAGAGGGCUGACAGGUAAGAAAGACUGUAACUAUUGUAGCUCUAGGUUUGGGAAGAGGUGUCCAUUUUUGGAAAUACCGUACCUUUGCUCGCUUCCUGGGGCACUCUCUGGUUUCUAGGUUGAAUCCAUACUGAAGCUAUUUUUAUUAACUAGUGCAUUUAGCCUAGAAAUGUGUUAUUUAGUGUUACGAAGAAAACGUGCACGUAUAUACAGAAGCACAAAAUGAAAUUACUUUCUAUUCUUUGAAUCACCAUACAACAUCCCAUUAGUAAUUAUUUGGUUUAAAUCUUUCCACCUGUUGUAAAAUAGACUACUUUUUUGGUUGAGAAUACUCUCUUUUUGAAAAUGACCAUGUCCCACAAAUUCACUUAGGAUUUUGUCCCAAGGCCCAGGUUUUUUUCAUGAAACUUGACUAUGAUUGUGAAUUUUAUUUGGAAAAUAAAAAUUUCCAAGAAUGGGCAGGAAAGUAUAGGAAUUGCAUAAUAACAUACAUCUUUUUAUCUGUGUAUAGGUGUUUAGAAUAGAUAUUUAAAACCAUAAGAAAACAAAAUAUAUGAGUAUUUAGAAAGUGGUGAAGCAGGAUUUCAAGUACAAGAUUCAGUGCCUGGAUCAUUGACUCUCAAUUUAGGGAAGAAAAUAAAAGAGGUCCCCAAAUGUCAAUACCCAAAGGAGUGUGUUAGGGAAUCACUAUCUCAAAUAGUGUGAGGUGUAGAGUUUUACUUUUUGUUCAAAAUCUGAGUCUGAGUGGAGUGAGCAGAACCUGAUGGAAAAUUAUGAAGUAUUAUCCUAGAUGGAGCAAGUGCCAUGGCUUUUCUUAUCCUUCUCUGUGGUAAACCCUGGUCCAGUGCCCUUACUCUUUCACAACAGAAAAAUACCUUUUGUGUUUUAAUCUCUUUGAGUCUUAGACUCUAAUUAUUCUUUUCCAUAAAAUCAUGUCACAAAAAGGAUUCCAAAAUUAAACGUGUACCAUUUACUGCUUUUUAACUUUUAGAAGGAAUAUUUCAGUUUUCAGUGUAAUCGGUACAUUAAAAAUAAAUAAAUAAAAGAUUUUGCCCUGAAGUAUUUAAAACUCUCAACAGGAAAAAAAAAAAAAAAAAAAAGAGCACUGCCGGUGUAUGAAGAGUCAAGCAGAUUCAAAGAGAUACAAACCCUGGGAGACAUUUCUGUGGAGCAGCAACCAAACAGAAGGACCUGGAAAUGUUCUGAGAAGGGGGUAGAAAGAAGUCCCAUCCUUUGGCCCUGUCCAGACCCACCUCUACUGAUUCUUAAACCCACAUAAGGCCUUCUGCCUCAGAGGAGACAGAAUUGGGACAGGUAACCUGAGUUGUCCGUCGGGGCCUAGCAUUAAAAUCUGUGUGCAAAUUUGGAAGCUGUAUAGGAGGCAAACAUGACAUGGUAUUCAGAUAAGUCUUCUCAGUCUUGUGUUUUUAUUUUUUAUUUUUUUCAAUCUGUGUCUGGACUACCAAUCCACUAGUGCCCCCCAUUUCAUAUCCUGAGGUGUUAGGUCUAGAUGUUUAAAACAGACAGAAAAAGUGCCCCAGACCAACCACUGCCCAUCCUGCCAAUCCUCUGGUAAGUAGUAGACUAUAAAGCAUGGAGAAAUUUUUGAAGAAAAGAUGAUAAACAGUAUGAAACAAUGAAUAUUGCUUCAAAUCCAUUAAGCCUGUUAUGGUCACCAUUGAAAUGUUCCAGUUUAAAAGUUUGCAGUAAAUUUUAAUAUAACUUUCAUUUAAUUCUGUCCUAUUAUUAUGGAUCAGUGGUUCUCUGAGUGUGGUCAGAGGGUGUUAGGGGGCUCUUUCAAGUGAUCUGCAUGGCCAAAACAAAUUUCAUUAUAACACUUAAGACAUUGCUUGCUUUUUGUUGCUGCGCUGAAAUUUGUGCUGAUGGUGCAAAAGCAGCGUGGAUAAAACUGCUGGCUUUAACAUGAAUCAAGGCAGUGUCACCAAAUCGUACUUCUAGUUAUUGUAUUCUUUUCUUCCCCUGACUUGUGGUUAAAAGAAAAAAGCCAAUUCCACUUAAGAAUGUUAUUCAUAAAAUAGUAAAAAUUUAAUUUUGUUAAAUUUUGACCUUUGAGUAAAACAUUUUAAAAUUAUACUUUUAAUUUUGAGAUAAUUGUAGAUUAACACACAGUUGUAAGAAGUUAUAUAGGGAGAUCCCAUGUACUCUGGCCGUUUUACUCCAAUGGUAAUGUUUUAUAAAACAGCACUGUAAUAUCACGGCUAGGAUACUAAAGUUGAUACGAACACAUCUUUUAAAAAUUUUAUGUGAUGAAAAGAGAAAUACUCAUAAAGUCCUUCAUGUUGAAGUAUGAAGUUGUUUCAAGGAAAUGCACUUCUAUGAUUGUUUUAUUUGUGAGCCGAACCAGCUACCUUUUUAACGGACAUCAAUUUUAUUUGAAAUAUUAGGUGACAGAUUUUGAGUAAGAUGACUCAGACUUGGAUAUUUGAUAGACAUUUUAUCAAAAUUGAAGUGAAUUUUAAACUGACAAUAAAGAAAACUGAUAGUAAUUCUUGUUAAUUUGGUUUUCAAGCAAAAAAUUAGAAUACUGAAAAACAAGAUAUCGCCACCAUGAACUUGACCCCUUCCCAAUACUUAGUCCUUUGUGAUGAGAUCGGUGAUGCUAAUAAUGAAUGUGAUUUUAUAAUACCAUAUAAUGAAAUAUGGCAAUGAGAGAUCUGCCUAAUUCACUAAAUCAAUAUUUUCCAAAUGAUUAGUACAUAAUGCUGCAAUAUCAUCUGUGGGUAUAUUAAAGUAUAAGAUAGACAAAUGGAUUUUAAUUUAAGAGCUGAAGAGCCAGAUUCCACAUUAUAAGUAACUUUAAGAAAUUACCACUUGUUGAUUGUUGGUAUAAUAUCAAAGAAUAAUAUUUAGACAAUUACUGAAAAGUUCAUUAAAACACUUGUCCAUUUUCUAACUAUAUCUGUGUGAGGCCAGAUUUUCCUUAUUUAUGUCAACAGAUUAACUGUAGGAGCACGUAUAAAAUACUAGCUAUAUUCUGUUAAACUGGACAUUGAAGAGAUUUGCAAAAAUAUAAAACAACACUUCUCACCUUUUUUUAGGGUGGAAAAUGUUCAAACCCAAGUAAAACUGAAACACUUUACUUUUCACCUUUAAUUGUAUUGUUUCUAGAUGUUUAUGGUCUAUAACACACAGUGGAAAACACUUCACUCUCACAUACACCAGAAAAAAAAAGUUAUAUUCUAAUACCUAAACUACUAUUAACAUCUAUGCUUUAUAUAAUUUAAACUAGGCAUAGAAGAAACAAAUGCAGAGAAAAUGCUUGUUAACACCUACUGACAGAGGUAAACCUGCCAGCAGGUAUGCUGCUCUAACGAGACAAAACAGGAACUUGGGGGAUAUUCAUUUCUAGAACUAAAUGAUAUAAUUACUUAAUCUCCAUGCUUGUGGCUGUGUGUCUCUUUCUGAAUAUUCUUGCCAAUUAUUUUUUCUAUUUUUUAAUCUCUCCUUUUUAAUAUAUCUUUUUAUAUCUACAUUUUUAAAUCAAAGAAGCAGCUUUAUGCUUUUAAUCAUUUCUUUAGUGUGUCUUUAUAUUUUGUUAAUUUCUGGUAAUAUUUACUAAUUUCAAGCUAAUUUCCUUUUUAUUGUAUUGUUUUUCAAGCUUAUUUAAUCAAUUUGGUUUAUAUAUCAUCUUUUUACUAUUCUGAAAGUUCAUUUCUAAAUGGCACAUAUUUUUCAUUUUAUUUUCCCUUUUAGACAAGAAUUACUGUUUCAAAAAGUGCUUACAAAUGGCUAGUUGGCUAUAUUUAUUUUUACAAGAUCCUAGUAUUUAACUUUUUAUGUUAUAGCAUUGUAAUCAAUGUAUUUGUGAUUUCUUCCAUUUUAAUUCAUAAAGUUUAGUUUUGAAUGUGAUCAAGCUCUGGAUCUUAAAGCAAAUAUUUAAUGUGUGAGUGUAUAUACCUACUUUAAUAAUAUUAUACAAAAUUAACACAAAAGUUUAUAAAAUUUGGUAUUUUUCAAUAGUUAUUUUAUUCUCCUGUUGUUUUGAUUAAUGAUCUAUCUUUACUUUUAUUUAUUAAUUUAUAUUAUAUGUUUAGCACGUGUAAAGUUAGUGAUAUAAGUGUAAAUAUAAAUAUUAUUAAUAGAACAAAUGCCAUUAUGUUCACCCCAGCAGAAGAAAUAAGCCUUAUUAUUUUUUAAAAUAAUUAUUUUUUAAAACUUAGUACUUACAUUUCUAUAAGUGAUAUAAUAAAUUUAUGAUCAUGUUAGGAAACAUUUCUCCAUAUAUUUCCAUCCAAUUUUGCCUAAUACAUUUCAAAGCUAUUUUAUUUAGCUCUAUGGAAAUUAAUAACAUUUCUUCUUGAUGAAUUUUCUCUUCUAAAGCCAUGGAGCAACUUCAGGUCCCAUUCAGUACUUCUAAUUAGUCUGCUUUCAAUAGUGUUGCACUUGCCUUUUUUGGUAGUAUUUACUUUUUUAAGUAAAAUUACCUUACAGCUUUUGGUAGUAUUUUUAUUUUGAUAUUAUUAUUUUGUGAAUGAAGUAUUCACUAAGUAUUUUAAACUUUGUAUAGUACUGAAAGCCAUAGUCAGAACAAUUAGGUACGAAAGAGAAGUCAUCUGAAUUGAAAAGGAGGAAAUAAAACUGUCUCUAUUUGCAGACAACAUCAUUCUAUACAUAGAAAAUGUAGAUGAAUCCAUUAAGAAACUACAGAAACCUAAUAUAUAGGUUCAGUGAGAAAACCAUCCCAUUUACAACAGCAUCAGGAAGAAUAAAAUACCUAAGAAUAACUUUAACCAAGGAGGUAAAAAGACUUGUACACUGAAAACUGCAAAACAACAAAAAAAGAAAAACUAUAAAACUAUAACAUUUAAGAAGAUCUUAAUAAAUGUAAAGGUAUCCCAUGUUCAUGGAUUGAAAGACUGAAUAUUGGUAAGAUGUCAAUACUACCUGAAGAGAAUUGGGUGAAUUGGAUUUGGCUCAGAGGCUAUUGUUUGUUGAACCCUAGUUUAAUUUAAAAUACUCUAUUUCAGUAUUUCAAAGUUAAUAAUUUGUAUUCUGGGAUAAUUUUUGUCUUCCAAUUUCCACAUGAUAGCCAUAGUAAUAAUUUUCACAUUGAUUGCUUUUAUGAAGGAAAUUUUCACCAAUUUCAGUAUUAAGGUAUGGAGAAAUCAUUCUGGCUUACACAUGAUUUUGGUUGAACUUUAUGCUAACUAGAACAGCCUGCCUUACAGUCUGUCAAACAUGCAUUUUGCACAUCUGCUUUAACCAUUAAAGAAAUGAAUGCAUUUA